AUGUCGAACCCUUGUACCUGUGCUCUGGAGUUACUGGGUAUGCUUGUUGGUGCAGUCGCCUGGUUCUGCUCACUGUCUACCACCCUCAUGUCACAGUGGAUGACACUCUCUACGGAACUCCUGGCCGCUGAGAGCUACGAGAAAGGUUUGUGGGAGACGUGUGUGGUGCAGGAUGUAGGGGGUAUGGAAUGUCGGCCCUACGACACUCUGUUGGGCCUCCCACAAGACAUUAAGUUGGCCCGGAUCUUCAUGUGCAUCUCUGACGCCAUAGGUCUCCUGGGCUUCUUCGUCACCAUUCCUGGGAUCAGCCAGGUAAAAUGCUGCACAAGUCAUGAGGCCAGAUGGGCAAAGAGAGCGACGAAAAUCACCGGCGGAGUCAUGUACGUUCUGGCCGGCAUCCUGGGGCUCAUCCCCGUGUCCUACGUCGCCCACAACACGGUCUUGCAGUACUUUGACCAGAAGCUGCCCGACGUGAUUCCACGUUGGGAAUUUGGCGACGCUCUGUUCAUUGGGUGGUCGGCUGGUUUCCUCCAUAUCGUUGCUGGGCUGCUGCUUUUUGCCUCCUGCCUCGACUCAACGAGGAGUGAACCCCGAUUUCUCUACAACCAUCGUAGACAUGAGCUCAGGACAACUGACACAUCUGCUAAGAAACACUCAGAGUAUGUCUGA
This is a messenger RNA of Chanos chanos (milkfish), 669 nucleotides long. It is a transcript of the gene cldn33b, whose product is annotated as claudin 33b. NCBI's taxonomy places the organism in Eukaryota, Metazoa, Chordata, Actinopteri, Gonorynchiformes, Chanidae. The transcript has a single exon. The record is from RefSeq and is a predicted model, not a curated record. Bases 1 to 669 code for a protein of 222 amino acids. Gene Ontology annotation, cellular component: bicellular tight junction; membrane. Gene Ontology annotation, molecular function: structural molecule activity.